UUGACUACAAGCCACUGCAUCUCUCUCUCUCUCAUAUUUAAUUUCUUGGAUUCUUAAACUACAAAGAGCCUGGCAACAACUCUGAACCAACCCAGAUGCUAUUUUGCCCUUGUUUCUUCUCUCUUCCAUCUGUGCAAGCUUGUUUUUUUCCUCUGAGAGGGAGGUAGGUAUUGUGACUGUUUAGCUGAGAGCUCAAGUUUCUUGCUGAAGAGUAUUGAAGAGGAGGAGGAUGAUGAGUGCUUCCAAGUUCAUCAAGUGCGUCACUGUUGGAGAUGGGGCUGUGGGCAAGACCUGCAUGCUCAUCUGCUACACCAGCAACAAGUUCCCGACAGAUUAUAUACCAACUGUGUUUGACAAUUUCAGUGCCAAUGUGGCUGUGGAUGGAAACAUUGUUAACUUGGGACUGUGGGACACUGCAGGUCAGGAAGAUUACAGUAGAUUGAGGCCGUUGAGCUACAGAGGGGCAGACAUAUUUGUGUUGGCCUUUUCACUAAUCAGUAGAGCAAGCUACGAAAAUGUCCUAAAGAAGUGGAUGCCCGAGCUCCGUCGGUUUGCGCCUAAUGUUCCCGUCAUUCUCGUGGGAACAAAGUUAGAUCUUCGUGAGGACAGGGGGUAUUCAGCUGAUCCCAUGGGAUCUAACAUCAUAACAACUGCUCAGGGAGAGGAGCUCCGCAAGCAAAUUGGCGCUGCAGCUUAUAUCGAGUGCAGCUCAAAGACUCAGCAGAAUGUUAAAGCUGUCUUUGAUACAGCAAUCAAGGUGGUUCUCCAACCUCCGAGAAGGAAAGAAAUGCCGAGUACUAGAAGGCCACGGAGGUCUGGCUGUGCGAUUGCGAGCAUCAUGUGUGGAGGUUGCGUAGCUUAAGAUGUCUGGAGUCGAGACUGGCGACCGACCUCUCAGAUGGUUAAGCAAAUGCUUGCCGAAUCGCUCACCGGAAAACGGGUGGAAAAAAGAAGAUUGCCAUGACUGACCUGUGAUUAGUUGUGUAGGCUGUAGCUGCUGCAAUAUUAGAAGGGGUUGAGUUGUACUUUUAACUUUUAUUUUUAGUUUUCCCCUAUGAACUGAUGAGUGUUGUGGAGGGAAUUGUUCAUUCUCUCAUAUACUGCCUACUACUAUGUUUCUUCCUGUCCAUGGCAUUACCAUUGUGCACUGUUUCCUGUCCUGUAUCAGACAUGUUAUGAGAUGAUGGAUUGACUAUUUCUUA
Messenger RNA from Syzygium oleosum, 1202 nucleotides. Its product is annotated as rac-like GTP-binding protein ARAC7. Gene Ontology annotation, cellular component: cell projection; cytoplasmic vesicle; cytoskeleton. The record is from RefSeq and is a predicted model, not a curated record. The transcript is spliced from 7 exons. Gene Ontology annotation, molecular function: GTPase activity; protein kinase binding; GTP binding. Bases 230 to 862 code for a protein of 210 amino acids. Lineage: Eukaryota; Viridiplantae; Streptophyta; Magnoliopsida; Myrtales; Myrtaceae. Gene Ontology annotation, biological process: regulation of cell shape; regulation of actin cytoskeleton organization; cortical cytoskeleton organization.